Messenger RNA from Beauveria bassiana ARSEF 2860, 684 nucleotides. RefSeq names its product GrpB domain protein. The coding region runs from base 1 to 684 and encodes 227 amino acids. The transcript has a single exon. Lineage: Eukaryota; Fungi; Ascomycota; Sordariomycetes; Hypocreales; Cordycipitaceae. The record is from RefSeq and is a predicted model, not a curated record.
AUGGAAAAGGGCAUCAAGGCGUUUCAGUGCGUGGAAUGGGUAUCCAAGCGCAAAGUGCCGCACACGAUUGACAUUGUCGACCCGGACCCCUCCUGGCCCGCCACCUUUGCGCAGCUCGCCACCGGCAUCCGCGCCGCUCUCCCCGCCACCGUCAUCCACGCCGUCCACCACGUCGGCUCUACCUGCGUUCCGGGCCUCGCCGCCAAGGACGUCAUCGACAUUGACCUGAUUGUCGCCGACCCAGCCGACGAAGCGUCGUACGUGCCCGCGCUCGAAGCCGCGGGGUACCACUUCUUGUUUCGCGAGCCGCCGUGGUACGAGCACCGCCUGUUUGCGCUGUACGCGCCCGUCUUUGUCAAUCUUCACAUCUACGGGCCAGGGGAGCUCGACCUCGAGUCGGCGCGCCACCGACUGCUGUGCGACUGGCUGCGCAAGUGCCCCGCCGACAGGGACCUGUACGCGAGGGUCAAGCGCGAGUCGUCGGAAAAGGCAAAGGCGAAGGGCGAGGGCGUUGGGGAGUAUACAGAGUACAAAGGGGCCACAAUUAGGGAGAUUCUGGCGCGGGCCGCGGCCGAUGCGGCCGCCGCCGGGCAGGGCAGGGAAGAGACGGUCGAGGCCGGCAGGGCAGAGACGGUCGAGGCCGGCAGGGCAGAGACGGCCGAGGCGGGCACGGGCAUAGAAUAG